UACCACUUCCACUAGUACAGCUACCACCAGCACGUUGUCAACUACCACGAGCAUACCGCCAACUACCAUUAGCAUCCCGUCGACUACCACUAGUAUGCCCUCGACCACUAGCACGCCGUCGACUAUCACUAUCACGCCGUCAACUACCACUAGCACGCC
Perkinsus marinus ATCC 50983 is the source of this 159-nucleotide messenger RNA. RefSeq lists its product as hypothetical. The record is from RefSeq and is a predicted model, not a curated record. The annotation marks the transcript as partial. The transcript has a single exon. Lineage: Eukaryota; Perkinsozoa; Perkinsida; Perkinsidae.